This is a messenger RNA of Bacillus rossius redtenbacheri, 9838 nucleotides long. RefSeq names its product sodium/potassium/calcium exchanger Nckx30C. The transcript has 8 exons. The record is from RefSeq and is a predicted model, not a curated record. Bases 23 to 1753 code for a protein of 576 amino acids. Gene Ontology annotation, biological process: calcium ion transmembrane transport; intracellular calcium ion homeostasis. NCBI's taxonomy places the organism in Eukaryota, Metazoa, Arthropoda, Insecta, Phasmatodea, Bacillidae. Gene Ontology annotation, molecular function: calcium channel activity; calcium, potassium:sodium antiporter activity. Gene Ontology annotation, cellular component: plasma membrane.
AGCCACACACGAGGCUGCGACCAUGGCGGCGGCGGCGGUCCUGGCGGCGGCUCUGACCGCUGCUCCCCUGCUCGCCGCCCCCGACAACAGCUCCUGGGGCAACCUCACCGAGGAGGAGAUAAAGGACCCGCUCUUCCCCACGGACCUGUUCUCGCUGGAGGAGCGGCAGCGGGGAGCCGUGGUGCUGCACCUGCUGGGAGUCAUCUACAUGUUCGUCGCCUUGGCCAUCGUCUGCGACGAGUUCUUCGUCCCGGCGCUCGACGUCAUCAUCGAGAAGCUCGACAUCCAGGACGACGUGGCGGGAGCCACCUUCAUGGCCGCCGGCGGCUCGGCGCCGGAGCUCUUCACCAGCAUCAUCGGCGUGUUCGUGAGCUUCGACGACGUGGGCAUCGGCACCAUCGUCGGCUCGGCCGUCUUCAACAUCCUGUUCGUGAUCGGCAUGUGCGCGCUGUUCAGCCGCACGGUUCUCACGCUCACGUGGUGGCCCCUGUUCCGCGACUGCACCUUCUACUCGGCCAGCCUCGUCACGCUCAUCGUCUUCUUCCGCGACAACCACAUCCACUGGUACGAGGCGCUCGUGCUGUUCAGCUUCUACCUGGCGUACGUGUCCUUCAUGAAGUGGAACCAGCCCGUGGAGCGGUUCGUCAAGAAGCACCUCUACAAGAACAAAGUGACUCGGGUGAGGAGCACGGAUCAGCUGAUGCCUUCACACCAGACAGCAGCACUGACCCUGCACACGAGCAACGCGGCGACGUCGAGCCAGACGAGCGUGGGCGGCGGGUCGGGGGCGGGCUCCGCCGCCAGCGGCGCCACGUCGCGGCCCUCGGCGGCCUCGUCCAACCCGCCGGGCGCCAAGUUCCGGCACGGCCUGCUGCAGCUCAUGAUCCACACCAUCGACCCGCUGCACGACGGGAAAGUGGACGAGAAGGCGACGCAGCUGCACGCCAUCGCGUCGCUGAAGGUGCUGCUGGACGCGACCAAGCCGCACCACGGCGCCGCCACCAGCUCGGCCGCCCACCACGUGACGGUGGCGCAGCGCCUCGAGGCCGAGAAGAGCCAGGAGACGCAGCUGGAGCAGCCCAACGGCGUGGCGCGGCCCCUCGACGACAACAUGGGAGACACCGAGGACGAGGAGGAGGCCAACGACGCGCUGGACAUGUCGUGGCCCAACUCGGCGCGCAAGAGGAUCACGUACCUGCUGGUGCUGCCCAUCCUCUUCCCGCUGUGGCUGACGCUACCCGACACCAGGACGCCCCGAGGGAAGAAAUUCUUCGCCAUCACGUUCAUGGGCAGCAUAGCAUGGAUCGCCGCCUUCUCGUACUUGAUGGUCUGGUGGGCAAACGUGGCCGGGGAGACCAUCCAGAUUCCCCCGGAGGUGAUGGGGCUGACCUUCCUGGCCGCGGGCACAUCCAUCCCGGACCUCAUCACCAGCGUCAUCGUGGCGAGGAAGGGCUUCGGCGACAUGGCCGUGUCCUCCUCCGUCGGCAGCAACAUAUUCGACGUUACAGUAGGGUUACCUGUGCCUUGGCUAAUGUACGGCAUCAUCUACGGCAAGCCGGUGGAAGUGAACAGCGUGGGCAUGGUGUGCUCCAUCGCCAUCCUGUUCAUGAUGCUCCUGUUCGUGAUCCUGUCCAUCGCCUGCUUCCGGUGGCGCAUGAACAAGAGCCUGGGCUUCACCAUGUUCCUCUUGUACUUUGUGUUCGUGGCCGUGUCGCUCAUGUUCGAGUACAAAGUGAUCAGCUGCCCCUUCUAACGGCUCUCUGUGAGCCGCGUCCAGCGCACACACUUCGCCCCCCGCACGCACGAUCCGAGAAGUUGUUGGGUUACGCAUGUUCCACCGGGGGGGAAAUCAGGCCGGACCUGUUCAUCAAAAUGUUAUGCAGAUCCUGACGUUUGUAGGAUUUCGGGCGAGAACCAAAAAAAAAAAAAAAAAUAUGUAUAUUGUUGAAAUCAUAGUCGGAUAUUUUAGUAACUAAAAUUUAAGUAAAAAAAAAUAAUACAUUGUUUUGUAUGUAUGAAUGACUCACACACAAAUAUGCAAUGUUACAAUGAAAAAAAAAGAAAUAUGUUCGAGAUAUAAUAUAUUUUGUGAACGUUGGUUAUUGUUGUAGAAAAUUGAAACAUUUAAAAAUUUAAUGAUAUUUUUUUGUAGAUUUAGUUGUUAAGUCAGUAAAGCACAUGGUCUUGUAUAUUGUAUAAGUGAACUGUUGGAAAUCAAGUUGCUCAGCAUUUGGCCAAAAUGCUAUGUAAAUAUGAUACACCAAAAAAUAAAAAUAAAAAUGUUGAACUGAUAUCACUCUAAGUGUCGACUGUAAUGCUCCAGGGAGCAAUAUCAUUAAGUCUUUAAGCAGACUCCAAAAGAAUCAUUCAGAAUCGCCACAGUGUCUAGAUACGAACUAAAAUACACUUCACAGUUGUCAAGAGUACUUUAAAAAAAUGUUGCGAUAUUUUGGUUUGUAUCUUAUACUUAACUGUUAGUAUUAAUCAAAAUUAUAGUAUUUAUUAUAACGCAGUGCUGUUUUAUUUAAUUUUAUAUUGUGAACCUAAAGUCGUGCAUAACUAGCUAUUCCUUCAAGAUAUAUAUAUAUACACAUACUACAAAAUACUACAAGUUGAGAAGAAGGAAGAGCUAUACAUUCUUUUGAUGCAAGAAAACUGUUGUAGAAACAAUUAACUUUAAUAGAAAGAUAUUGGGCGGAAUGGAAAUUAAUAGGACCAUUUAUUGGUCAUGUUACUUAAUGCUUUGAAACGCUUCGAGUUACCUUCAGAUGAGUAAGCCACACAUGUACAUGUAUGUGUGUAUGUGUGUGUGUGAUUCACUUCCAUAUCAAGUGUGUGUGUGUGUGUUUGGAUUUUUUAUUGUGUUCUUAUGUAAAUAUUUCCAGUGUCACGUAUUGCUGCCUCAUGGGCACUGUCAAAGCAAUAACAAGUACUGUAUGUAGAUACAUGUUAAGGUUUUGUUGGAUUUGUACGCACAAAAACGUACAAACAGCUGUUUUUGUAUUCCCGCAGCAAUAUAAAAAAUAUAUAUUGCAAAAAAAAAUAGACAUAUAUAUUGUUAAUACACAAACGAGUAAAUGUUUAGACACUAGCAUAUUGCUUACCGGCACAACGACGUACGUAUGUGUAAAAUACUGUCUGGUGUACAAAGAAUUUCAUGUUGUUGUCUACUUUGUUUUCAAAUGUCUCCAAAGUGGGAAAGUUUUUAAGCAACCACCAAUUUCAAACAUUUUCUGCAGAUGAAUGUCACUAACAAAAUACUGUUUUGUGUGUGCAUCUACAAAAAAAGAAUUUGCUUAUCCUUCUGUUUGUAAUUUUUAGUUCACUAUAGCAUAAAAAUGUAAACCUGUUACAGAUACCAACACCAGAAAUCAAUAACUACAAUAAACAUACCUUAUAAUAUACUAACAUAACAAUUUAAGCUAACAAAAUAAUAAGCAUGAAUUUACAGUACCAUAAAUAUGUUAUUGCUACUUAUAUCUAAUUUAAUCAGAGAUAAGCAUUGUAUUUGUAACUAGAAAGUUAUAUUAAAAAGAGAAAUAAUGAAAGAUCUCAAACACAACUGAGCAACUACACAUUUUGGAUAGGAAAUAAAUGAUAAGCUUUUUCUAUGUUUCCAAAUUUCGCCAUCAGUCUCAUAUUAUUUGACACUGUGUUAAAGCUUAAUUUCACCAAAUAAAACUAUGUUCUCAAUAAUUUGACUUAUGAGAAGGCCGGAAGAAUUCAACUAUUAGUAGAUUGAACUAUUUAAAAAAUAAAUUUUUAAAAAGACUUUCUUUUUUAACUUAUGUACCUACUAAUUAAAACACGUUACUGAAGCAUAAGUCAUACAUUCACAUUUAAAACAGUGGGACCCUUCUUAACCAAUAAGCUAUGUCAAAUGGACAGUAACGGUUACCAUAGAUCUUAAAUGGUACACAAGGUUGUACUUCAGUCUAGUAUGGCAUGUAUUUAAGACAGAUUAUCCCAUAAACAGUGUCUUUUUCUAUCCAAACAGGUGAAAAAAAAAAAUAUAUAUAUAUAUAUAUUUGUUUCCUAUUGGCAAUUGCACCUUUUAUAAAAACACACUACCAACUCAAUAAAAUAAUAAACUAUAGAUAACAUUAACUAUCCCAAGUUUUUAAAUACCUAAUACUAUAAUAGCCUCACUAGAGCAGUUUCAAGUUUAGGUAAAGAAAUUGUUUAUUUUAAUUUUGGCAGUAAUAAAAACUAGCAAAUCAAACUUAAAUUAAAAAACAAAUUAAGACAAAAAAAUGUUAUUUUAAUACUAAAUUCAUUUCACAUUAGUAAAUGAGAAAUACUCACAAGCUGUAUGAGGUAAUGUAGAUGUUAACCACAACACUUUAUGUACUUAGCCUAAAUAGUACACAAUGUAUGCAAAUGGCCUGGAGUCCGUGUAAAAUUUCCGAAGUAUUAGCAGGCCUAAUUUCCACAUCAUCGGCUCUGAGCAUGAAACGUUAAGACCACACUUAAUCAUUGUAACAUAUCACUGGCGGAGAGAAAAAGUUAGCGACAGAGUGCCGGACCACUUAAUUGGCAAAUGGGCGGUUACAAUCCUGUUGAAAGAGGGAACAAUGAUUCUUCCAGGGGCGUUCAAAAUAGAAAGAAAGGUGCAGUUUCAGAAUUGUCUUCAUUACGACAGAGAGGCUUAACAUUAUUUCAGGCUAAGUCUCACACAUAAUGUUGAUUUUUUAGUUUUUUCAUCAUUAAUUAUAUAUAAGGGCUGGUUCUUAAAUUUUAACCCAAUACCGACUUUGCAUUUGCUGUUCCGUCACAAAUGUAUUCAAAAGAUAUUAAACUAAUGUAAUAUCAUGGGUGCAAGCAAGUCUUCGUAAUUACUGUCACUUCCGUGCCAUCUUACACCCAUUAUAUUGAGUUAAAAUUUUAUAAAUAGCCUUUAAAAAAAGUAAUGACGAUAAAACUAAAAUAAUGUGAUUCCUGGCCUUAAAGUAGUAAGUCAGUAAACCAAACCACCGUACAAAGGUUUUAAUCCAGCAUUAUUCGGUUCGACACAUCCUUACGGCAUUGAUCAAGCCUCUCGCAUUUGUUUUUUCCGGUAGCUCCCUGUAGGCUACAUAUCACGUUUGCACAAUAUUAAAACUGUGUAAAUACAGUGUAAACCCCAAGAAAAGCAUAAUACAGUUAUGUCCAUAAAAGAAUGUCCAAGUUAUAAAUUUUAAUAGUAUCAACUGUAAGCAUUGUAGAGUGUUGGUUCAAGGUCAUAACUAAAGAGUAACUCAAACCGUUUUAGAUAAGUGUAUGCACGAGAACUACUUCGUUUUUUUUUCUCACCUGCAGCGCCACCUACGCAAAAUGGCGACUCCUGAGCGUAAUUAAUAGAGGAUGAACCUGUAAACUUUGUUUGUCAACAGCCGACCUCCGUAGCGUAGUCGGAUGCACACCGGCUUACGGUGCGAGGGGUUCUGGGUUCGAGUCCCUGGUAAGGCAUGGGUGUUAAUUUACAUUAAGAGAAUUGAUUACUACGAUAUGAUAAAGAUUCGAAUAAAGACACAUUACCCUAUGGCCGUGGGCUUCAAGCUGUAGGCCACUCAACACUUAAAAAAAUAAAUAAACUUUGUUUGGCAACCGGAUGGAGCCCCUCCCCAUUGGAAUCUCUUUGUACGCGAGUGGUUGGCUGUCAAAAGUCCCCGACCGUCGGAUUGGUCGUAAUUGUCGAGACGACAGAGCUCUUUUACGUUGGCCUCCACUAUCACCUAACAUAAUGCCAUGCAAUUUUUUUUCCUUUGGGGGCUUUAUAAAAUGAUUGUGUGUACGUUCCGGCACUACCGAAUAUCUUGCAAGAGUUGAGACACAGAAUUGAAGAGGCUAUUGCUUCCAUUACUCCGGACCUGUUAACCCAAAGUGUGGAAAGAAUCGGACAUUAGGUUGGAUGUGUGCUGUAUAACUAAAGAAGAACAUAUUUAACAUUUGUAAGAAAAACUAGGUUAUUUUUCGUUAAAUUUUAUGUUAUGAUUUGUUGUACAUAGUCUAAAUUAAACUGUUAUAAUAUACCAUUGAAACUGGGACUUUUUAUGGAUAACCUGUACAACUUGUUUUAAAUAUCAUUGCACUAUACAUAUAUUAAUUUUGUUGUAUUUAUGUUGAAACUAUAUUUAUGUUUGAUUGUCCAGCAAAAUUGUUGUUCAAGCAUAACCGUGGUCAAACAUACCGGAUAAAAGUAAACAAUACUCAAUACCUCACUUGCACUCAGAAAGGGUAUGGAGAAUAGGAUAGGACCACACAUUUAUAUUAGGUUCUGAACCACAAGAGACAAAGAUUCGAAGCUAACACGGCAGCUUUUUAUUUCCAUGUGCUAACUGACAAAAGUUUUAACUCUCGCACAAAACAUUAACAACGAACUGUUUUUCUAAAUCCAGACAAAGUAUAGUAUUACGAGGUAACACAGGCCAAACAAUAAAAAAUUAGGAAAUUGGUGUUAUCAUUACAAUAUAUCGAAAUACUAUACCAUUUAUUUGAUACAUACUGCAUUUAGCUCAUACAGCUAAACACCCUUUAACCUCAUUAUUUCACAAGGUAGGCUUCGGACACAUAAUCAGUGGUAAAUUAUAUAUACAUUUGUAAAUGUUUCGCAGAGGAAAUCGACAUCAGUUUAUUUUACUACCUUUCACAUUGCGUGCUGUAGCCAAAAAUGCUCACAAUUUUCCCACCAAUACCAGUUAAAGGACACAUCCUGAGGUUGGAAGGGUGAGUGGAUACUGAAGGGCUGAAAAUGGAAACGUUAUAAUAACUUAAUCAACUUUGAAGCUAUUAAUAAAAUGAAAAUUUUAAUAAAUGUGUGUUUUUCUAUAUUGAGACUUACUUACUGUAAAAAAAAAAUAACUAUAUACCAACCCUGUUUUAUUAAUAUCUGCUUGCCCGAGGAAAAUUCUGGCUAGACCGCUAGAACAGACAUUAACUUUGAAAAAUAAAAAUCCUGAAGGAAUUACCGUACGUCUUGUUAAUUAUUAUACUUAAUGACACACAUUUCUGAAAGUUGAAUCGUAAAUUUUAAUUGAAAAUACCAGAUAUAAAAAAAAAUAUUACCUGAUAAUAUAAAAUGUUUAUUCUUUUUCUGGGGCUUAAGUAAUCUUUUCCUGACACAGCAAACUCAGAACAGUUUUAAAAGCAACACCGCACAAACAUAAACAAAAUAGCAAACAAUAAAUCUUCACACUCUCAGAUGGAUUGCGGAAUUUUGAUCGUAUUUGAAUAUCAUGUUCACAUGCACAUUUAGUACAACCUGACCAAUUUACCAACUAAAAUAUACAUUUACUGUAUUUUGAGUGGCACUGUUCGAUGUAAUUUCACUAUACUGUCAUGUCCGCUAUACAAACUGUACUUCUUGAUUAUUGCACUGUUAUUAAAAUCCAUCUUAAAUAGAUUCAUCAAAAGUACUGUCCAAAUAAUUUUUUUUCCACUGCCUAUUAAAAUUUUGUGUUGAGAAAAACUUUCAAAGAAGUAUAAAAUCUAUAAGAUUAAUGUGAAAUAAUUAAAUAAUUAAGUGUACAAUGCACUUUAAAACUACACUCAUAUGUACGAAAAGAGGACAUAUACAGAUACGCACAAAUAUAGAAGUGUCCAUAGCCAAUUUUUUAGUUAAAUUUUUUAAUACCUCAGCCGUAAGGAAUAAUAAUCGUAAAAAAUGAGUAGUUUUUUCAAAUAGCUAGCCACCUAAUCCAAUGAAAUAAAAUCUAUUUUGUAUGGUAAAAAAAAUUUCUUUAACAUUCCAAACUAAAAUUCUAAUGCACAAAUUUACAAACCUACACUUUUAUGUAAGUGAGAUAUAUUUCAAAACCAAUUAUGAUAUUUACGGCAAGACAUGAAGAAAAAAACUAUUUCAGUCAAAAGCUCAAAAAAUAUCACUUUUGAUUCACCAUUCUCACAUAUAGUACUGUCCUUGUGUUAAAACUUUGUGAACACACAGUCUGUUUACAUUGUACAAACCGAUGUAGUGCAAAUUAUUUCGGGAACUGAAAUAUGUAAUGCGGAAGAAAUGUCAAAAUUUGCUACCUACAAUUUGUACAAUUGUUAUUUAUAAAAAUUUGUGCAUUUAAAACUUUCAGUAUGUACUACAGUCCAAGAAAAGUCAUUACAAUAUGUUAUUACUUAUUUACACAAAUACAGAGAUGAUAAACUUCAAAAAAAAAAAAAAAACUACAUAUGCUAUUCAAACUGUACUGGUAAAGCCACUGUGCAACAUGCAAAUAAAAGUAUUGCUAAAUAAUUAUUGUCAAUGACUAAGUAUAUUAUCAUUAAAUAGGUUAUUUUUAGCUAUGCCGUUUGCAUACUGUUUAGUUAAAACCUUGAUUUUUAUGCUGGUUUUUAACAACUGUUUGCGAGAUAAAUUAUGCUAAAACAUGUAUAACUAAUUACAUAUUUUCUAUAAUGUUAUAUUUUCUUGAUCAAGUGAAAAAAAAAAGUACUUUUAUUUAACAUUAUAAAAUUAUUAUUAUUACAUAUAAAUAUUAAUUUGAUCAUGAGAAAAACAAAACGUUAUAAUAAGACUGCUUUGGUGGAAGAGGAAGUGUUUAAGUGUAGAACGAAUUAAUGGGAUUAAUGAACGCAAUGGAAAUGAACUAAAUGAACUAAAUUGAACUGUCUUUCAGAUGUGCUUGAAGAAUGUAUUUGAAGUAAAAAAAAAUACUAAAAUCUUUUAUAAAAAUUCAGUUUCAUGUACAAAAAAAAUAUUUCAUGUUUUCAAAAAUAAAUUUACUUUAUAUUACUUUUAAAAAAAAUUAUGUUGUAAAAUAUGUUUGAUUAAAAGCGGGACAGUAAAAUGCAGUGAAAGUGUAACCAGUUUGUAAAGAGUAACUAAGGUAUGGGAAAAAUACGGACUUACGAACUACCUAGUGUUUCGAGUAGACGAGACUGAAGAAGUUUUAGUAUUCAUGUGUAGUGCAAAGAUUGCGUCUUGCAGUCGAAAACCACGUGGUCUUAAAAAAAAAAAUUAAUACAUGAAGAAAUAUUAAACAAAAAUAAUAUCCAUAAGCAGCAAAACAAAAAAAAAUUAAAUUCUUUUCAAGAUAACACUGAUUAAACAGCCCUAUCAGCACAAUGCAAGACACAAUAUUUGCACUUUUAGCUGUGCGUAGCAGCACAGAGCCGUUUCCAAACAUACUCACUCUAUUUCUAGCGCAUUUGUAAGAAAAAUACAGGUACAUAUUUGUAAAUUAACUACCAUUAAUCAAAUUCUCUUCAUACUUAAUUAAACUAUACACAUAAUCAUAGUGUACUUUGAAAUAGAUCUGCCUCAAGACAGUUCUUGUUUUGUAUGUAUUCAUAUUCUUGUUGCUAAAUAGUGACUAGAGAAAAUAAUGAUAUUAUCUGUCUACCCGUAAAACUGGACACAGCAGAUACUGUUCUACAAAUUUUCUCAUUCUAUAUGUUUAAAAAAAUAAAUAAAAAAAUUGGAUGGCUGAAAUAGCUGUCAUGUUUAGCAGACAAUUUUGACUAUUAGAAAAUAAUGAUGAGAAAGUGUUGUUCUUGUCAAGUAUGAACCGUGACUGCAUUCGGACAAUUGCCUCAAUAUAAUUUUAGCACAAGUUUUGUAUGAGUAAGUAAAAAUAAGUAUGCAAAAAAUGUUUCUCUCUUUCAAAAAAUGUGUGAGAAAAUGGAGACUUCAUACUUAAUAAGAACAGAUGUUAACAUUAUUGCUACUCUAAAAAAAAAAAAAAAAAUCAGAAACGUGUGUAGACUGUUAUCCAUAGAGUGUAGACCAUGUUGCAUCAUGGCUUGUUACAAUUUUGCAGACAAUACGAUACAUAAGUUAUAAUUAUAGUCUUAUUUUGCUCUAUGCCAAACCAUUUAUUCCAGGCACCAAUCUAAAUAAACUAUGUGA